Molecule: messenger RNA, 1602 nt
Organism: Prosopis cineraria
Lineage: Eukaryota; Viridiplantae; Streptophyta; Magnoliopsida; Fabales; Fabaceae
Product: polygalacturonase-like
Exons: 10
Coding region: 1-1329 (442 amino acids)
Biological process (GO): anther dehiscence; pectin catabolic process; fruit dehiscence
Molecular function (GO): polygalacturonase activity
Source: RefSeq, a predicted model, not a curated record
AUGGCCCUCCAAAAACAUAAUCUUUCAUUCUUAAUGUUCUGCAUCAUCGUCACCAUUGUUAUUCCUCUUGUCCCUUGUCAUGGUACCUCUCAAGAGGACCCGCUAAACAACAUCAUUGAUGGUGGGACAUUCAACAACUUGAUCCAGCAAAGAACACAAGUUUUGAGGUUAAAAAGGUUUGUUAAUUUGGGUGUCACGUCUCUUUCAUCAAUUUCCAAGUUCAAUGUCAAUGACUUUGGAGCUAAAGGGGAUGGUAAAAGCGAUGACACAGAGGCAUUCAACAAGGCUUGGCAAGUUGCAUGUUCUUCUGGAGGAGACGUAAUUCUUGUGGUGCCUUCCGAUUAUAAUUAUCUUCUCAAGCCUGUCAGAUUCUCAGGUCCCUGCGAUUCUAGCAUUGCUAUCCAGAUUUCUGGGACACUUGAAGCAUCAGAGAACUCAUCGGACUACACUCAAGACCACCAGCACUGGCUUAUGUUCGAGAGUCUUCAGAAACUAACAGUCCAAGGAGGUGGAACCGUCAAUGGAAAUGGAGACACAUGGUGGCAAAACUCCUGCAAAACCAACCCAAGUCUCCCUUGCCAGAGCGCUCCAACGGCUGUGACUUUCUAUAAGUGUGAGGAUCUGAUAGUAGAGAACCUGAUGAUUAAAAACGCACAACAAAUCCAUGUGAAAAUUCAAGAAUCCACGGACGUGAAGAUUUCUAGUGUUACAGUGAAUGCACCAGAGGAUAGCCCCAACACUGAUGGAAUUCACAUCACCAACACCAAAAAUAUCAAAAUCUUAAACUCUCUUAUAGCCACAGGAGAUGAUUGUCUGUCAAUAGAAAGUGGAACCCAGAACUUACUGGCCACUGGUAUAACCUGCGGACCCGGCCAUGGUAUCAGCAUUGGAAACUUAGGGGAGACCGGAACCGAGGAACUUGUGUCGGGAAUAACAGUGAAUGGAGCUAAGCUUUAUGGAACAACAAAUGGUGUUAGAAUUAAGACGUGGCAAGGAGGGGUAGGAAGUGCAAGCAAGAUCAAGUUUCAAAAUAUUAUGAUGGAAAAUGUGACUAACCCCAUAAUAAUAGACCAGAACUACUGUGACCAGAAGACUCCAUGCGAACAAAAGAGCUCUGCGGUUAAGAUCAAGAAUGUGUUGUACGAGAACAUAAAAGGAACGAGUGCUUCUGAAGUUGCAGUGAGCUUGAACUGCAGCCAAAGCUUUCCAUGUGAGGGGGUUGUGCUGCAAAACAUAGACCUCCAACAAGAAGGAGGACAGAUUCCUAAAGCUUCAUGUGAAAGUGCUCUCUUGUCCUACGUUGGAUCCGUCUCCCCACGUUGCCCAUAGAACGAGUGCAAAACUGGAUCCCCGUAUACAGUAGUAGUGUGUGCCUGUGUGAUGGAUUAUUGAUAUUGGUUUGGUGUAUUAAUGUACAUAGACGCUGUUCAUAGGGAAUAUUACUUUCUACAACAGGGAACCUUCCAUGACGUCGUUGUAGGCGAUUUUAACUGAUGAGAUUUCUGGUCGAAGAUCACAUACCGGAAGUCUCUCUGAGGCGUUUAUGUGAAGAGAGAUUGUUCAGCGGUACUUUAGUUUUACUUGAAUGGAGAUGAAAGUAAU